Colletes gigas is the source of this 2492-nucleotide messenger RNA. Its product is annotated as Golgi integral membrane protein 4-like. The record is from RefSeq and is a predicted model, not a curated record. Lineage: Eukaryota; Metazoa; Arthropoda; Insecta; Hymenoptera; Colletidae. The transcript is spliced from 8 exons. The coding region runs from base 294 to 1622 and encodes 442 amino acids.
GGCAGCUGCAUGUAAGUGGAGGCAAGUGGAGGAGGCAAGAAAUUCGAAGCGUCAUACUGUAUAGUCGAGUCCCGGGCUCUGCGUGAGAGCCCUAACCUGGCGGCCGUGCUUCGUCUCGAUCGGGGCGUCGAUUUCGAGUCGUGGAUUGCUCCGACGCCGUGCACAUCGUGUCCGUGGCCGUGGGAUCGCGUCGCGACGCCUGUUUACUCGUUCGGUAUCGCCCGCGGGACAACGCUCGAGGACGCGGCGAUGACAAAGAGCUGAGAGUACGGUGUUCGCAUUGUUCAUGAGAGAUGAGCGGUUCUCGACUUGGCAGGGGCCGGAGUGGCCGCCUGGCCGUAUACGGGGGUUGCGGGGUGGUGGUUGUUCUUUUGGUGAUUCUUUAUCGCGCCGCCACCUCGGAGAUGACCAGGCUUCGAGAACUUCACGUUCAGUGUGCUCAUCAACAGGAAGCUCUCGCCGCUCAACUUCAAGUUAUAUUCGAGUACAAGAUGCGAUUGGAAAAGUCCCUGGCCGAGGAGAAGAACUCGAACGCGGCCGUGAAGCAAGAUCUCCAGCAACGCGCCACUCGUGAGAAGUCGUUGCGCGACAAGGACAGCGUGGAGGCGAUGCAGAGGUUCAGCUCCCUCCAGCAGACUUACAAGCUACUGCAGACGGAGCAUCUGGAUCUGAAGGAGGAGUGCAAGAAACAAGAGAAACAGGCACUGGAGGACACCAAGAGGCUGGAGGCUACGCUUCAAGAUCUUCGCGGUCGCAUCCGGCAAUCGAAAGAGGAGAAGGACAAGUCUUUGGAGAAUCUGAAAACCAAGUAUCUCGAGCUGGAGACGGAGAAGACCAGGCUCGAGGAAAAGUAUCAGGACUUGCUUAGGAACCAUGGCAACGCCAACAGCACCAUCGAACACCUUCAGAAGAAAGUCAUUCAGCUUACGCUCGAGCUCGAGGAUGAACGGCUGCCCCCGUCUAUGAACUGGGCCAUGCAGCUUGGAAACGGAAACGCGGCGAAGCAUCCGAGUGGUCCGUCGCAGCAGCAACAGAGCACUAUGGCGACCAGCUCGAUGAAGUCCAUUACAGCGCUGAAGCUGGAGACAUCAACCUCUCCGGGCAACGUCAAUCCUGCUUCGACGGUCGUGGACAAGUCGCUUCCAAUCGCGAAAUCGGUAUCGAAGGCUAAACUUCCGGUUGGCGUGCCGCCUAUUCCGGUGAUGAUCGAUCAGAAGCCCGAGAACCGCGAGGACAAGCUGGAGGAGGAGUUGCCUAAACAGAAGAAAGACGCGGAGAGCAAAGAGAACGAGGCUGAAAACGGGAACCUGGAUCCUCCGUUGCCAGGGAAACGAAACGACGAACAGCUUCCGGCCAGACGCGAGAACGGAUGGUACAACGUUGGUCCUGGCGUUCAGGAAGUUGGCGACGAACUCAGCCAUCUUCGACUGUCUGGUAUGGAUAAUGGCGCGGAUCAAAAUGGCGAGGCAGGCGACGAGCAGUACGACGGCAUUGACUAUGAUAAAGAAACCCAACAGAAGAGUAGCGAUCUGCAUUUAGUCGAAGCCGAAGACGAAGGCGAAGACGAGGACGAUCAAAUACUAGAUUAUCCGCAUCACUUGAAGCAGGAGAAACACGAAUGAGGAAAGGUGUUUACGAAGGGUUUAGACAAAGGAGGAGCCGCACUCGAGAGAGAACCAAUUAUUAUCAACAAUUAACAGCUACGAUUACUAACCUUUCACUUUGCUACAACUGGCCAUCGACGUUGAUUUACCGUAAACAAACAGAAAAAGACUUUCUCAAAUAGGUGUAUUGCUUUACUUUCUCUCCUCCGUAUGUUCUCAAUUGGGAAAAUCUCGUACAAGGAUCUAGCCAAAAAAUUUAGAUAGUCGAUACUAAAUGCAGAUGCUAUUAUAAACCGCUGCUCGGCCGACGGGCAAAUUGUAUUUUUAUUCAGAAAUUUGUGGACAGGUUCGAGCAGCGCGUCGGUAGAAGAAACAGACUGUAUUUUUCUAGAUUUAAAUCUACGGUAAGCAAAACACGAGCUAACACGAUGAAAAAAAUAAACUAUUGCAAAUGUCUACUUUUUUAGUGGCAGACUAAGCAUCACGAAAAUAGAAGCGUGUUCGACUUACUGUUUACGCAUAGAACGUUAUUCGAAUCGAUAAUUCGACGGACACAAUUGGAUAAUUGAGAAAAUUUUUACGAAUUUUCUUUGCACGGAAUAAAAAUUGUAGCCAGUGUUUAUGAAACUGCCACUGAAAGAGUUCAAUAUCUUUCUUAUCUUAAAGAGACACGUAAGUGGAGUUGCGACUUAAGUGCACUCAUUACUUAAGCGACACGUUGAAAGUUUCUAAAAAAAAAUAUCGCGUUUCCAUGACUUCAAUUGGCUGAACAUUCUUGUCGAAACUGUGCAAUACGAAAGGUGCAAAGAUACACGUGAUUUAUUUAUUGCCUAUAAGCCAUUGUUCAGGCGCUAACAAUCAAGACUUAACAGAAUGAAAGGUACUACU